CUUGCAAAUUUUCGUUCCAUGUCUGUCCAUUAUUUCCACAACGGGAAGUUUGUUAUCCGUAAAACAAGUUAAGUUUUUUUUAGUAAAGUAUUGGAGGAAUCUAACAUAUAAUUCAUACUGUCGAUAAAAAACUUUUUAUAACAAAAACCAGUGUAAGCUAAAAGUAAAAUUGUUUAGCAAGAAAAGCAACACAGCUGUGUGAUAAAAAGAGUGUUCAUUGAAAAUUGUGCAAAAACGAAAAUAGUUGAAUCGUCAGUAAGGAAAAAAAGAAAUACACGACAUAAUAAAAAUGGGCGAACGCGUUUAGUAUUUCAAUAAUUAACAUAUUUUGCAUCAUAGCAUAAGCAUAUUUAGAAGUCCUAUUUACCAAUUGUUUUAUGUGGUAUUGUAAAAGUAGUAAGAUAAAACGAAGUUCUUAAAAACUAAACAAUGAUGACGUUUUGUCUCCACGAAUAAACAAGGCAGACAAGUCAUAUGCAGAUUUUUUUGUGUGCUAGUUGUUCAGUGUGAUUUUUAAAGUGUUUGCUAACAGUUUUUAUAAUCGCACUGUAGGUCGUACAAAGUGUAAAACUUCGCCUAAAAUAUUUAUAGCAUUCUUGAAUAUAACGCACAUAUUAAACACGAUAUACUUACACAUAAAACCUUCGUUCAGAUGGCUAUACCACCACCGCCAGGUCCACCGCCGCCACCAGGGCCACCACCGCCUCCGGCUAUGGGAGGUCUCAAAUUAGGUGGUGCCGGCGGCGGAGAUAUGCGUUCAGCGCUCCUACAAUCCAUACAAAAAGGCACUAAACUGAAAAAGACUACAACAGUUGAUAAAAGCGGACCAGCCCUAGCAGGAAAGAUUUGCGAUUCAACGUCAUCCGCAACGAGUUCACCGAAACGAAUACACAACAAUAAUAAUAACAACAACAAUAUCAGUAAUAGCAAUAACAAUAAUGUGGGCAAUGGCGCACCAAAAUUGGGUGGCCUAUUCGAAGGGCUGACCUCAAUGCCCAAACUGAAGCCAGUCAAUGGCAGUAGUCGUGCCCAAGCACCGGCAAUCCCAACGGCUACCAAUAACGACUCGUCCGCAGCGAGUAGACGCAACGACACAUCGCCACCGGCGAACGCCAACAGCGGAAAUAACGGCAGCAGUAAUGGCCCUUUAGAUUUCAAUGCUGAACUAACAAAGCAUUUGACACUGAAGCGGCAGAAGCAACAGCAGCUACAACAGCCGGUCAAUGCGACCGAGGCGAAUUUACGCACAAAUCGUGGACCACCACCGCAGCCGCCAUCGACGCCACCGAAAAAUCUCUCAACGAGCGCCUCCGACUCGGUGUUGGAGAAAACGAGAGGUAUCAACGCGUCGUCAGCUGGUAUACGCGCCAGUCCGUUGGCGGCAAAUCACAGCAAUAGUAAGGCAUCAUCGCCUACGCUUUCAGAGAGCAGCAAUGGCAGCAACAAAAUCGCUGGUGGUGGCAGCAUCAAAAGUAAAGCGGCUAGUUUGAAUUUAACAUUAGGCAAAACAAAUUCAAAUGUUGUAAAUAAUAAAAGUAGUAAUACAAACUCUUCUUCAACUACAACGACCUCGUACAAUUAUAAUUCAAUGAACAACACAACUACCACAACAACAACAAACAAAACAACAACAAACCAUUUAAACUACAAAAGCAGCCUGAACAGUACACUGUCGAAAGCAACACAAUUUCAACAGCAGCAGCAAACAUCACCUGCACCUAGCCGAGGCAAUAUCCUACCGAACAAGUCAUCAUUAUUCGGCACGAAUGGCAUAAAUAGCGCUGCUGGCCCUUCUGCAACGGGUAGUAACAAUUCGCUUGCCACCCCUACCGCAGCAUCAACGACGACGCCGACUAAUAAGUCGCCGACGCCAAGUUUGAAGCCGGUGCCGAAUCAUGGCAAACCGAAUUUUGCGCCCAAACCGCCAGGAUUACAGCAAUUGGCGUUGGCGAGCAGUCAACGUACGACCGUGUCGCGCCAUCAUAGCAUGAAGUCGCCAAGAUCACCGCCAAUUGCAGCGCCAGGUGCGCCCAUAUUCCCCACUCAACAACACUUCGGCACAAUGCGCGCACCACUCGCCCAACUGUAUCAGUCGCAAGAAGCAAUCAACAGCAGCGGCAUGCGUCCAGCGCCAAAUCCACCAAUUGGUCGCCCUACAGUGGCACCACCGAAACCGCCAUCAGUCAAACCACCGCCACCGCCAACACCGGCACGCAGCGUCUCCAAUUCCAAUCUGAAUAGUAUUGUGGGAGGCCAAAGUACCGCUGCAAGUGGCAAUCCGGCCAUACCAUAUAGCGCUGUGAACACUACACUUAUCUCUUCCGUAAACAGCAAUAAUUACUCAUCGCCCACCACAACGCAACCACCUUCCAAUUCUUCUUCCACCAGUAGUGUGUCGGCGUUGCGUGAUCAAUUUCGUAGCACAACAAAUGCAACACCUCCACCACCACUGCCGCCAACUGCAAGCGUUGCCGCUGCCAAUAUGAAGUCUUCCAGCAGUAGCAGCGCUCAGGGCAGUCCAGGUAGCCCCGGCAGCAGGCAAGCGUCGAGUCGAGAAAAGCCCAUAAAAGCAAUCAUAUUGAAUGGUGGUCCAUUGAAUGCGCCACCACUGCCACCACAUCGAACAGUUCAAGCGCCCCCACCGCCGCUACGUCAAACGAGUAAUACUGGCAAUAACGUGGCACCAGUGCCGCCACAACGACACUCUUCCAUACGCGCCAACGCACCUGUAACACCGCCAACAGCCAACAACAACAAUAUGCCCAUGUUCGGCAACAAUGCUGGCAAUCUAGCGCACGCCAAUUCAGUCAGCCGUUUGAUCACCGAUUUGGAAUCCCGUUUCGUCUUCCACAAUGUCACCGAAUUCCCAAAACCGCCACCGUUUCUAAAUAUUCCAAAAAUCUAUACGGCCAAAGCGAAUGGUAUGUAAAUAUAUGGGGACGAGAAGAAGAUGAUGAAGAAGAAGACAAAAAAGCUGUGUGGCAGUUUAAAGGGCAGAAGAACAAAAGUUAAAUAUGUAUGUUAGUUUUUGUAGUUGUAUGCAAAUGUAAGCCAGCUGGCUGGAUAUAAAAAGCAGUCACACACAGGCUAGUUAGUAAGAGCAUGCAAGCCUAGACAGACAGACGCAAGCAGACAGUCAAGACAAUCGUUUAGGUCGGGUCAUAGUAAUGACCAUGAAAUUUAUUGUAAAACUCGCGCAAAUGCGUGCGAGCAUAUUGUAAACAAAGCAACAAAAAUAUUAUAUUGUGAAUGCAUACGUCGUAGUAGUUUAGCGCGUUAUCUGCAGCGUUUGCUACCACGUGCGAAAGUCAACUUUUAUUUUACACUUUCUGUUUUAAUACAAAAAGUACUUUUUAUAUUUUAAAUGCAACCUUUUAAGUUUAUUAUGUGGAAUGCUUAUGCGAAUGCUAUGUAUGGAAUGCGGUUGAAGUUUAAUUUUUUUCUUUUAGUAAUCAAUAAGAAAUAAUAAUUAACUUAUUUAAAGUUCAAACUCUAUAUGUAUAAUAAAAAAAGCAUUUUAUAUGAUUUUCUCUAAUUUAAAUUAAUAGGUUUUUAUGGAAUUUGUGAAACUUAGUGGUAUUUUUAUUGGAUUUCUGAAAUAUUUGUGUUAGAUAUAUGAAUAGUUGAGUAACAAGCAGUAAUUAUUGAAAACGGCAAUAAGCACUGAGAAAUUUAUUAAUUUUUGCACGCAAAAUUGUAGCCUUUGCCUUGAAAACAUAGCAAUGAAGUUAAAAAUGUAGCGUUAUAUAGAAAAUUGCACAGUUUUUUAAAGCAAAUUAAAAGCAAUAAUGAAAUUAAAAUUCAAAAUUUUAAAAAAAUAGUAAAUUUAGUAGUUUCAAUAAUUAAACAAAUAGUUUCAAAAAUAGGAAAUAAAAAAUAAAAGAUACUAAAAUAAAUAUUUCAUUAUUUUUAUGCAUAAAAUUGUUAAUAUUACUUAUAUUAACUUCAAAAGUCUUUUUUGAUUUUAGAUGAAAUAGUUGGUAUUGCCAUCGUGAAAUAAUAUAAAAAAUAUUAAUUAAUUUAAUUUUCUUCUAAAUUAUAUAAAUGAAAUUACGUAAUUACAUAUUAAUAUUUAACAGUUUUAAAAAAGGCAGCAUUUAAAAAAAUAAAAAAAUUAUUAAAGUUAACACUUUACUACAUUGAAAUUGUAAUAGCCUUUUGUACGUUUUUUUUUAAUAUAAAAAAAUCUUAAUUUAAAUGAUAUAAAUUAAAUUUUUUUAUUAUAUUAAAAAAGUUAAAAGAUGUAAACUCAACUGCUUUUUUAUUGUUGUUUUUAUUUAAUUGAAAAUUUUACUACAUUCAAAUUAUAAUUUAAUUAAAGGUUGACAGUUUUGUUGAAAAACUAUUUACUAGAAUCAGAAAUAUGAAUUAAAUUAAUAUACUACACUUGAAAAAAAAUUACUAAAACGCAAUUAUAUUUUUUUAACAAAUUAGUUGUCAAUUGGCACUAAAAUCAAAAAAUAAAUUAAAUUGCUUUUGCUAAACUCAAAUUGAUACUUUUUUGUAAAAAAUAAAUAACAAAAAUAAAUUUCAAAAAAAAAAACUUCAAAACAGCAAUAAAUAUACAUAUAUUUAACUGAUAUUAAUUUUACAAAACACAGAGUAAUGGUUUUUGGUAAAUAAAUUAGAGGUUGCAGAUUAUUUCAAAAAUAAAUAAAUUAUAAACAUUACUAAAAAUACAAAAAUACUUUUUUUGUUAAAGGCAGCAAAAAUGAGAGAAAUGGCGUAAUAAGCACAUAUUUAUUUAAAAAAAAAUUAUUCUGUUGAAUAUCUGCAUUUUUUAUUUUGAUGCCUCGUCAUUUCUCAUUUAAAAAUAGUUAUUCCAUUAGUUUUGUUUUUCCGCUGUUAUAUAUAUAUUUUUUUUUAUUCUAUAAUUAUACUUCCAAUUUAUUUGUAUUAGUGAAAAUAUUAAAUUCAUAAAUUUACUAAAUAUUUUGUAUUACAACUAAAUGAACUAAAUUUUAAAUUUAAAAUUGAGUUAAACAGGCGUAAUUUGAGCAUGUGUCUGCGUCGAAAAAUAUGCAUAUAUAUCGCUCAUUUGCUGCAAGACCGGCAUAAUUCAAAAAACGUGAUUUUGGAGUUAAUGCUGCAGAAUUGUUCGUUAUAUCAUACUUCAUGUUGAGUGAAAAAUUCAUAUGAAUACCUCUUAUAUGCUCCGCAUGAGAAGAGGUGUAAGGUUGGAGUCACCGUGUAAGGUUGUAGUCAGUUGAAAACUUUAAACGCGUUUUCUAGCGAAUCGAUUUUUUUGACUUAUGCCGGUCUUGCAGCAAAUGAGCGAUAUAAUUCUAAGCAUACAAAGCACAAACACUGCUAAGCGCCGCAAAGUAUGCUAAUUGUCACUUCUAUUCAAAGUGGCACAGUGGUACAAGACUUCAAAAAUCUUUUAAAUAGAAUUUUCGUUGCAAAAGAAAAAACUCAUAAAACUAUUUUUAAUAAGAAAGUCAAUUUAAAAUGAAAAUAAUUUUUUUUCGACACACUCACAGCCUUGUUUUAACCUACAUAUAUUUUUUUACAAACUGAAGUGAAACAUUUUUUAUAGCUUUAUAAUUUUAUUAUAUUUACCAGUAACACCAUUUUUUUUAAUGUAAUAUUAACAAUAUAUUAAAAACCACAAUUAAAGCUCAUAGCAAUGCAAAAUAUAAAAAUAAUAAAUGAAAUAAAAGCAUAAAUUUCAAUAAUAAUAUAUGGGGGAGAAAAUAAAUGAAUAUUAACGAAGCUUAUAAAUAAAAGUAGUCAAUUAUCACUUAUUGUCAUUAACACGCACUAAUUUAGUAACUGUAUACUAAAAUUUUUAAUAACAUAUAAUACAGAAAAGAAUAAAGUAUAUAUUUUUUAUGUUUGUAGCAAUCAUUCUCAUGCAUACCAAACACACGAACAUACACAUGCAUAUUCCACACUAGCUUCGUACAAGUCAAUUCGCUAACUACCAGACUAAAUGCAUAAAAAUUUAGUAAAAUAAACAUAUAAAAUAUAUAAAGCGAUUAUAUGUAGUUAUGUUAAUAUAUAAUAAAAAACAACACUUUUUUGUUAGCAUGCAACUCUGUAUGUAAAUUUGUAUUAUGUAUAAAUUUAUAUGUAAGUAUUUCCUCCUUCAUUUAUAUAUAUUUAAACAUAAAUGUAUGUAUAUCUAAUUCUUAUUUUAAUUUUAGUAUUUCUGUUUUUGUUUAUUUCUUUAAUAAGCAAAACAAAAAUUAUGUAUAAAAGAAAUUUUGUGAAUAAAAAUUAUCAAUUCAUUUUACUUACUACUUCA
Molecule: messenger RNA, 6250 nt
Organism: Bactrocera dorsalis (oriental fruit fly)
Lineage: Eukaryota; Metazoa; Arthropoda; Insecta; Diptera; Tephritidae
Product: WAS/WASL-interacting protein family member 2
Exons: 9
Coding region: 653-2929 (758 amino acids)
Biological process (GO): actin filament polymerization
Cellular component (GO): cytoplasm; actin filament
Molecular function (GO): microtubule binding; actin binding
Source: RefSeq, a predicted model, not a curated record